Verruconis gallopava is the source of this 1938-nucleotide messenger RNA. RefSeq lists its product as uncharacterized. Bases 80 to 1516 code for a protein of 478 amino acids. The transcript has 2 exons. Gene Ontology annotation, molecular function: NAD binding; oxidoreductase activity, acting on the CH-OH group of donors, NAD or NADP as acceptor. The record is from RefSeq and is a predicted model, not a curated record. NCBI's taxonomy places the organism in Eukaryota, Fungi, Ascomycota, Dothideomycetes, Venturiales, Sympoventuriaceae.
AAAAAGUUCGCCCCACGACUUAUAACCCCUCCACUCUUUGCUUGCAAUUUCCUACACUGUAUUCAUAUCUAGUCAAAACAUGUCUCCCGCACAAGAUAUUCCCAUUGUUCAAAAAGUGGCACGGUCCGUGUCAAACAGCUGGCAGAGCGGUUAUGUGCCAGCUGCAUUAUCCACGUCGCCAACCCUAACCUUUCAUCACCCGAGCAGCUUUACCUCGCAAAGCCCGGGUCUGACACGAACGGUAACCACGAGCAAGACACUGAAGCCCUUCAACACAAAGGACAUCAAAGUCCUGUUGCUGGAAAAUGUCAACAAGACUGGGCAAGACAUCCUGCGGGAGCAGGGCUACCAGGUUGAAGCGUUGAAGACGAGUCUGAAAGAGGAUGAACUUAUCGAGAAGAUUCGGGACGUCCACGUAAUUGGCAUCAGAUCCAAGACCAAACUCACCAAGCGGGUCCUCGAGUCGGCGAAGAACCUCAUCGUCAUCGGAUGCUUCUGCAUCGGAACCAACCAGGUCGAUCUGAAGACGGCCGCUCAGCUGGGGAUUGCGGUCUUCAACUCUCCAUUCUCCAACUCGCGAUCCGUCGCAGAGAUGACCAUCGCGGAGAUCAUAUGCCUCGCCAGGCAACUGACAGACAGGAGCAUGGAGCUGCACAACGGCACGUGGAACAAGGUCUCCGCUGGCUGUUGGGAAGUCCGCGGCAAGACUCUGGGUAUAGUGGGCUACGGGCACAUUGGAUCGCAGCUGUCCGUGUUGGCGGAGCAGAUGGGUAUGAACGUGAUAUACUACGACGUGGUGCCGCUCAUGGGACUGGGCACAUCCAAGCAGGUUGACUCGCUGCCCAAGCUGCUCGCGCAGGCGGACUUUGUCACGAUCCACGUGCCCGAGCUGGAAGAUACGAAGAACAUGUUCUCGGCCGAGCAGUUCAGUCAGAUGAAGCAGGGCUCGUACCUGAUCAACAACGCCCGGGGGAGCGUCGUCGACAUACCGGAGCUGAUCAACGCGAUGCGAUCCGGCCACCUCGCGGGCGCCGCCCUGGACGUGUACCCCAACGAGCCUAGCGGAAACGGGGACUACUUCAACGCGGACCUGAACGCGUGGGCGGCGGACCUGCGCUCGCUGAAGAACCUCAUCCUGACGCCGCACAUUGGCGGCUCGACGGAGGAGGCCCAGUCCGCCAUCGGCAUCGAGGUCGGCAACUUCCUCGUGCACUACAUCAACGAGGGCAUCACCCAGUCCUCGGUCAACAUGCCUGAGGUCACCCUGCGUUCGCUGACGAUCGACGAGCCCAACCACGCCCGCGUUAUCUACAUCCACAAGAACGUGCCUGGCGUGCUGCGCAGGGUCAACAACAUAUUGGCAGACCACAACAUCGACAAGCAGAUGACGGACUCGAAGGGCGACGUCGCCUACCUCAUGGCGGACGUGAGCCAAGUGCAAGAGAACGAGUUGUCGGACCUGUUCGCCAGCCUGGAAGGAGACGAGGCCAGGAUCAGGACCAGGAUCUUGUACUAGAAAGCGUCACACGGAGUCCAAAAUUUUGUAGUUUCUGGAUUUUUUUUUUUUAAUGUUGUUUGGGUAGCAUAAGGUAGACAAGGCACGGGAAAGCAAUUCAACAAAAAGAAAACGCUCGGCGACGAGCACCCGGCGCCGAAACAAGAAAGAGAAAAAAGAAAUGAUACGAUCAGUCAAUCAAUCAGGGCAGAAUAAAUAUCUGUUCCAGCGAGGCUUCAACAAAAAGAGAGGGGAAAAAAAAAAGAAACAGGUACGGUCAACUAUGCGAUCCAUCUCGCCAUCUUAGGGCGGGGCAAGACAUCAAGCGUUUCCAGCAUCAUAAUCGGAUUGCAGAUAAAAUCAAGACACAGUGAUAGAGUUUGAAUGAAAAAAAAAAAGGUUCAACCAGUUUGGUCAGCGAAGAGCGUCGAGAUUUCGUCUAU